Molecule: messenger RNA, 345 nt
Organism: Linum trigynum
Lineage: Eukaryota; Viridiplantae; Streptophyta; Magnoliopsida; Malpighiales; Linaceae
Source: the annotation of a GenBank genome assembly
AUGGUCGGCGGCGAAUUUACAGUGGAAGAAUUGCUCACCUCGGUACCGAUCGCGUGCUUGUUGUCCUCUUCCAAGGCCUCUUCCUCCGGCGGCCGCCUGUUCUUCAUCGGAGUCCGACAUCAAAACCAGAAAAACCCAGAUCUGGUUUUGUUCAGCCGCUCUUCACUCCUGCGCUUCCGCGUGACUCUCGGUCGUCUCCGCACGAGUCCGGGGCGAGACCGCGGUGGAUUGCUCGGUUUUGUGGCGGUCGAUGAUGGGGGUUGGGCGAUGGUGGGUUUCUGGCGAGAGGACGGCGAGAGAAGGGGGUGCGUCGCUGCGGAAGGGGCGGGGUGGAGAAGAAGAUAA